This is a messenger RNA of Paramacrobiotus metropolitanus, 1014 nucleotides long. RefSeq names its product eukaryotic translation initiation factor 3 subunit J-like. The transcript has 7 exons. The coding region runs from base 119 to 859 and encodes 246 amino acids. Gene Ontology annotation, molecular function: translation initiation factor activity. NCBI's taxonomy places the organism in Eukaryota, Metazoa, Tardigrada, Eutardigrada, Parachela, Macrobiotidae. Gene Ontology annotation, cellular component: cytoplasm; eukaryotic translation initiation factor 3 complex. The record is from RefSeq and is a predicted model, not a curated record.
CCAAAAAGCCGUGUCAAGCUCUCACAGUUCAAAUUGACAGUCAUUUCCAAAAUUUCGUUUACGAACGAAGUACGAAACCUGUGAUCCACAGAUUUGUGAUGUUUAUCAGACCACGAAAAUGGCGAAUAAAGUCGAAAUUGAAUUUGAUGAUACAGAAAAUUUAGAUCUGCGAAAUCGAAACGACGAAGACGAUGAUGAUAAUGUUAAGGACAACUGGGAUGAUGAGUCCGAAGACGAAGAAGCCAAGAAACCUCCCCAAGCGCUUGUUGCUCAAGACGAAGCUUCAAAACCUUCCAUCAAGAAGAAAUCACUUAAAGAAAAAAUUGCUGAGAAGGAUGCAGAUAAACAGCGGCAGGCGGAAAUGGCGCGACUCAAAUUGGAAGAAGUUAUGAACCGUACUCCUCAAGAAAUUGCUGCCGAAAAAGCUAGAAUUCGGAAAGAGCAAGAAGAUUCAGAUUUUGAUUUGGCCAAGGAUACUUUUGUUGAUUCCGGACCUCUGCCGUCCAUUGGAGCUGGAGUUAUUGAUGCAUUUGACCCCAGCACAGCGGAAACGUUCGAGCAAUUUCGUAAACUUCUCGUUGACAAAAUUCAGAAAUACCAGAAAUCCCAAUUUUACCCUUUAUUCCUCCAAGGACUGUUCCAAGACUUGUCUCUUAAUUUGAAUUCUGAGGAUGUUCGGAAGUGCGGAUCGUUGUUGACGACUUUGGCCGGCGAAAAAGCGAAGAAAGAAAAGGAAACGGCUGGAAAAGGAAAAGCCAAAACGAAAGGCAAAACAGGAAAAUCUUUGAUCGCUGGCAAAAAGGAUGACAUGCUGGAUGAUUACGGGAAUGAUUACGAUCCAAUUGACGAUUUGCUCUGAUCUUAUUUAUUCCAGUCCGUUUUGGCCUGCGAAGUUCAUCAGUCUGAAAACUGUUAGUUUUAUACGGCCGAGUUGUCUGGACAUGUUUUUAAGUUAACACUUGAAGCUAGCUUUCGGCCAGUAAAAGUUUCGAAUGAAUCUAUUUAUUUCGAUGU